AUGAACUUGAUUGUGGAAGAAGACCCAACUGCCUAUUUAUGGACUGUUAUCUUCUCCUUCUCCAAGAUCCUGGAAUUCGGCGACACCUACUUCAUUCUCCUCCGGAAGCAGAAGCUGAUAUUCCUCCACUGGUACCACCACGCAAGCGUCGUCCUCUUCACGUGGUUCAACACCGCCAGAGUGGAGGAAGCUGGAUCCUGGUUCUGUUUGAUGAACGCUGCGGUGCACACACUCAUGUAUUCCUAUUACCUCUUGAGAGCCUUGAGGGUAUCAGUGCCUCAAGAAUUCAUGAUGCUCAUUACCAUUUCUCAGAUCGCGCAGAUGGUGUCUGGCAUAAUAAUUUGUGCAUACGUGACCGUCACGAAGCUGCAAAGGCACAUAUGCAACAUGUCCAACCUGAUAUUGACAUGCGCAAUUUUGAUGUAUCUAAGCUACUUCGUCUUGUUCGUGGACUUUUUCCGUAAAACUUAUAGACAGCAACAGUCUUCUAGGAAACAAAGGAAGCUUUCCACUGAUGUCAGGGAGGAAGACGGCAUUCAGUCUGUCUGCGAGGGGCCCGAGAUCAGUGCUACG
This is a messenger RNA of Darwinula stevensoni, 573 nucleotides long. Lineage: Eukaryota; Metazoa; Arthropoda; Ostracoda; Podocopida; Darwinulidae. The record is from the annotation of a GenBank genome assembly.